GCUAUGUCCAAGAGGAAGAUUUGAAGGAAGAGGAAGAUAUAAAGGAGGAGGAAGAAGAUGAUGAUGACAGCAACUCAACUGCUCAGCUCCAGGGCAGCAACGACACUGGCACGGAUGAGGAACAUGAAGUGGGUCCUGAGCAGAAAGGGAACUUUAGUUACCAGAAUUCCCCUGUCAGUCAUAUAUCUAACCAGGAUGCCGAAAAUGAAUCGCUACUAAGCGAUGGCAGUGACCAUGUGGCAGACAUUAAAAGCAUUUGCUCUAGAGAGCCACAGGACCCAAAAAGCAGUGCCCAUCCCAAAGCCCAGAAUGAAGCACACAACUGCAUGGAUAAAAUGACAGCGGUCUAUGCCAACAUACUGUCAGACUCUUAUUGGACAGGCUUAGGGCUGGGUUUCAAGUUGUCUAACUCGGAAAAGAGGAGUUGUGACAACAGAAAUGGAGGGAACAAAGCUGAUUUUGAUUGGCACCAAGACGCGCUGUCAAAAAGCUUGCAGCAGAAUUUACCUUCCAGACCUGUCUCAAAACCCAACCUGUUCAGCUCGGUGCAGCUCUACAGGCAGAGCAGCAAAAUGUGCGGGACUGUGUUCACGGGCGCCAGCCGGUUCCGGUGCCGGCAGUGCAGUGCUGCCUAUGACACGUUGGUAGAACUGACGGUUCACAUGAACGAGACAGGUCACUACCAAGACGACAACCAUAAAAAGGACAAGCACAGACCUACCAGCUACUCCAAGCCCCGAAAAAGGGCUUUCCAGGACAUGGACAAGGAAGAUGCACAAAAAGUUCUGAAAUGUAUGUUUUGUGGUGACUCUUUUGAUUCCCUUCAAGAUCUGAGUGUUCAUAUGAUAAAAACAAAACAUUACCAAAAAGUGCCUUUGAAGGAGCCGGUACCAACCAUUUCUUCAAAAAUGGUCACUCCAGCAAAGAAACGUGUGUUUGAUGUUAACAGGCCUUGUUCCCCCGAUUCCACAACAGGGUCUUUCUCAGAUACUUUUUCUCCUCAGAAGAAUGCGAACCUGCAGUUAUCAUCUAACAACCGCUAUGGCUACCAGAAUGGCGCCAGCUAUACCUGGCAGUUUGAGGCCUGCAAAUCCCAGAUUUUGAAGUGUAUGGAAUGUGGAAGUUCCCAUGACACCUUGCAGCAGCUCACGACCCACAUGAUGGUCACUGGCCAUUUCUUGAAAGUCACAAGUUCAGCUUCAAAGAAAGGAAAACAACUUGUUCUGGAUCCUUUAGCUGUGGAAAAAAUGCAAUCACUGUCUGAAGCACCAGGCAGUGACAGUCCGGUUUCAAAAUCAACCAGUAAAUCGUCUGCAGAAUGCAUAGCUCCCAGCUCUGAACUAAAAAAAGAAAGUAAAAAAGAUAAAGCUGAUGAUACAAACAAAGAUGAGAAAGCAGUAAAAACUGAAGAGUAUGAAGAUGCUCUUCAGAAACCACUGGAUCCCACAAUGAAAUACCAGUACCUCAGAGAAGAAGAUUUAGAAGAUGGUUCAAAGGGUGGUGGGGACAUUUUGAAGUCUUUGGAGAACACUGUCACAACAGCCAUCAAUAAAGCUCAAAAUGGAGCACCCAGCUGGAGUGCAUAUCCCAGCAUCCACGCAGCUUAUCAGCUCUCAGAAGGAGCUAAGCCAUCUUUGCCUGUGGGUUCCCAAGUACUGCAAAUCAGGCCAACGAUCUCCAAUAAGUUGAGGCCCAUAGCUCCGAAGUGGAAGGUCAUGCCUCUGGUCCCUCUCUCAGCCAAUGUGGCCCAGUGCACUCAAGUGAAGAAGGAAACCGAUGACAAGGAGGAGGUACAAAAGGACUAUGCUAAAGAGGCCAUCCAAGCUGAGCCUGCCGCACUCAGCCAGAGCGAGAGAGAACCUCUCCUCAAAUCUGAAGCCUCUGUGGAGCCAAAAAAGACAGAACCAUGUCCCUUGAAAGAAGAAGACAAAAUUAAAGAGGACAGCGGAAAAGAAAAACCAGUCCUCAAGGAACCAGCAGCAGCUUCUCUUAGUAAUGGUUGUGCUGCUGCCAACCAUUCAUCUGAACUGCCUUGUGUCAACCCUCUCAGCGCGCUGCAGUCAGUACUGAAUAAUCACUUGGGCAAAGCCACUGAGCCUCUACGGCCUCAAUCCAACUCCAGCCCCAGCUCUAGCACAAUUUCUAUGUUCCACAAAUCUAAUCUAAAUAUGAUGGAGAAGCCAGUUUUAUCUCCUGCUCCAACCCCACCAAAGCCUGCAAGCGUAUCCAGGCACUAUUUGUUUGAAAACAAUGAUCAGCCUAUUGACCUGACCAAAUCCAAAGGCAAGAAAGCUGAGUCAGCUCAAGCACAAUCUUGUACUUCUCCACCUCAAAAACAUGCUCUGUCUGACAUUGCUGACAUGGUCAAAGUUCUUCCCAAAGCUACUACACCAAAACCUGCUGCAUCUUCGAGGAUCUCGUCUAUGAAAUUGGAAAUAGAUGUCCGACGCUUUGAGGAUGUCUCAACAGAAGUCUCCACUCUGCAUAAGAGGAAGGGCAGACAGUCAAACUGGAACCCUCAGCAUCUUCUCAUUUUGCAAGCUCAGUUUGCUUCCAGCCUCUUCCAGACAUCUGAAGGUAAAUAUUUAUUAUCAGAUCUAGGCCCACAAGAGCGCAUGCAAAUUUCAAAAUUUACUGGACUGUCAAUGACCACCAUUAGCCAUUGGUUGGCAAAUGUCAAGUAUCAACUUAGGAAAACCGGAGGAACAAAGUUUUUGAAAAACAUGGACAAAGGACAUCCAGUCUUUUAUUGCAGCGACUGUGCAUCUCAGUUUCGAACCCCAUCUACUUACAUUAGCCACUUAGAAUCUCAUCUAGGUUUCCAAAUGAAAGACAUGAACAGGCUGGCUGUGGAGCAGCAAACCAAGGUAGAGCAAGAAAUCUCCAGAGUUUCAGUUCAAAGAUCUCCUGAAACAAUAGCUGGAGAAGAGGACACAGACUCUAAGUUCAAAUGUAAGUUAUGCUGUCGGACAUUUGCGAGCAAACAUGCAGUAAAACUUCAUCUAAGCAAAACACACAGCAAGUCACCAGAACACCAUUCACAAUUUGUAGCAGAAGUGGAUGAAGAAUAA
Tauraco erythrolophus (red-crested turaco) is the source of this 3071-nucleotide messenger RNA. Lineage: Eukaryota; Metazoa; Chordata; Aves; Musophagiformes; Musophagidae. The record is from RefSeq and is a predicted model, not a curated record.